AUGCCUCCCUCAGGAAAUGCCUCCCUCAGGUGCCUCCUCCAACAAAAUAUUAUCCGCCCUCAGUUAUUGCCGCCUGUCUGUCUUUGCCCUUUCCUCCAGUUUCCCCCCCCCCACACGCCCUUCCAUGCCAUUGCCAACUCCCCUCUGCACCCCUCCCAUCCCCUUCCCUCUCUGCCCCUCCCAUCCCCUUCCCUCUCUGCCCCUCCCAUCCCCUUCCCUCUCUGCCCCUCCCAUCCCCUUCCCUCUCUGCCCCUCCCAUCCCCUUCCCCCUACCCCUCCCAUACUCCUCCCGCUAUGCUUCUGUGUGACCACCCUAUUCCCUUUCGCGUGCUCCCCACUCCCCUCUGCGCCCUCCCCAACCUCCCUCCCCCACCCUCCCACAUGUUGCUCCUUUUACUCAAGCAGUCCAACAUCCAUCCCACCCUCCCACCCUCCCACCAUCGCACCCUCCCAUCGUCACAUCAUCCCACCAUCCCGCCAUCGGCUCCCAUCCAUUCCCACCGCAUCCCAUUCCACCAGGUGCCGGGCGGCAAGGCUCUAGUGCUGGAUGCGUCUAUCAGCGGCCCGCUCGCCUUCAUCGCUCCCAUCUCUCUCCUCAAGGUGGCUCAGAACACGGAGUGGAGAAUCGGUUCCACAUCAGCAUCUUCUGAGGCGCCUCAAAAGCCCCCAUUCUCCUCCAUCCCCGCUCUCCGCGUGUCCCUUCGUUACAGGAACACGGAGUGGAAAAUCUGUUCCACAUCAGCGCCGACCCCAUCCAAUCACAGUGCUCCACCGUCCUCUACCUCCUGCGCCCCAAUCCGCUUCUCAUUCGCUGGAUCACACGCCAGGUACUGUGUGCUACGACUUGGUUCGGGCAGUGCAGACGAGGACGAGGGCAUCACUCGCACCUACUACUUACUCUGCUCGUGUGCGUGGGGACCAAACCAGCACGAGGGCAUCACGCGCACCUACUCACUCCAUUCGCUCUUCCUGUCCCCUUUCUCCAUCCUGUUCUCCCAUCUCCGUGUCCUAUCUCUGCCGAAUCCUUUUUCAUCAACCCCACCAGUUCUCAUCACCAAGUGCGAGCAGACGAGGACGAGGGCGUCACUUGCACCCACUCACUCCACUCCUUGUCCUGACUCCCUUUCUCGCUCCUUGUCUCCUGGCUAUCCCCUAUCUUCCAUGCAACGUAUCCCACGGUCCCACCAGGUGCGAGCAGACGAGGACGAGGGCGUCACUUGCACCCACUCACUCCACUCCUUGUCCUGA
Messenger RNA from Closterium sp. NIES-65, 1248 nucleotides. The record is from the annotation of a GenBank genome assembly. Lineage: Eukaryota; Viridiplantae; Streptophyta; Zygnematophyceae; Desmidiales; Closteriaceae.